Molecule: messenger RNA, 735 nt
Organism: Argentina anserina (silverweed cinquefoil)
Lineage: Eukaryota; Viridiplantae; Streptophyta; Magnoliopsida; Rosales; Rosaceae
Product: 40S ribosomal protein S14
Exons: 6
Coding region: 22-564 (180 amino acids)
Biological process (GO): ribosomal small subunit assembly; translation
Cellular component (GO): ribosome; cytosolic small ribosomal subunit
Molecular function (GO): structural constituent of ribosome
Source: RefSeq, a predicted model, not a curated record
CCAUAUAAAACCCAAGACGACAUGCCCCCGCUUCAGUCCUCCGUUGGGUUUUACCAAAUAGCUGAAAAGCGCCACUUGGUCCAACCCCGACCAAACCCAGUCGCAACCAUGUCGAAGCAUAAGAAGAUUAGGGAGCCAAAGGAAGAGAAUGUCACUCUCGGUCCUGCUGUCAGAGAUGGUGAACAUGUUUUUGGUGUUGCCCACAUUUUCGCCUCGUUUAAUGAUACUUUCAUUCAUGUGACUGAUCUCUCUGGAAGGGAAACUUUAGUCCGUAUUACUGGUGGUAUGAAGGUGAAAGCCGACAGAGAUGAGUCUUCCCCAUAUGCAGCUAUGCUUGCAGCGCAAGAUGUUUCUACUAGAUGCAAGGAAUUAGGUAUUACUGCACUUCAUAUUAAGUUGCGGGCAACUGGUGGCAACAAAACUAAGACACCUGGCCCUGGUGCCCAGUCUGCACUCCGUGCUCUUGCUCGUUCUGGAAUGAGAAUUGGUCGUAUUGAGGAUGUGACUCCAAUUCCCACUGAUAGCACCCGCAGAAAGGGUGGUAGGAGAGGAAGAAGGCUGUGAUGUGAGCUUGCAUUUCACGUAUGGGAACGACUGUUAGUGAAAGACAGUUGGAUUAUGAGAACUCUUAAACUAGCCUCUGCUGCUUUGGAACUGAUAUGUAGCUACUGACUGUACCAAAGAUUUAUAUUUAGUUUCAUUAUGAAGAGAUGGGGGACAGGAAUUGAAACUUUA